This is a messenger RNA of Salarias fasciatus (jewelled blenny), 1698 nucleotides long. RefSeq names its product gastrula zinc finger protein XlCGF57.1-like. Gene Ontology annotation, molecular function: DNA-binding transcription factor activity, RNA polymerase II-specific; RNA polymerase II cis-regulatory region sequence-specific DNA binding. The transcript is spliced from 3 exons. Lineage: Eukaryota; Metazoa; Chordata; Actinopteri; Blenniiformes; Blenniidae. The record is from RefSeq and is a predicted model, not a curated record. Gene Ontology annotation, biological process: regulation of transcription by RNA polymerase II. Bases 1 to 1698 code for a protein of 565 amino acids.
AUGUUUCACAGACACCAUGUGGAGAACCUUCCUGUGUCAGAGAAGCAGGCCGACUGUGAAAAGCUUCUUUGUGAAGAAACAUGUGGGACAAUUGUUGGUAAGAAAUAUGAAUUAUGUCAGAAGGUAGAAAUGGUCACGAAUAAGAAGGUAAUAUGUGAAACAUGUGGCAAAAGCUUCCGUGAACGGAGAUAUUUGAAGAGUCACAUGAGAAUUCACACUGGUGAGAAGCCAUAUUCCUGUGAAACAUGUGGCAAAAGUUUCAUUAAACCAAGUAAUUUGAAGAUUCACAUGAGAACUCACACGGGUGAGAAGCCGUUUUCUUGUGAAACAUGUGGGAGAAGUUUCAGUAAACGUUCUCUUUUAAAAAUUCACAUGAGACUUCACACUGGUGAGAAGCCAUAUUCUUGUGAAACAUGUGGGAAACGUUUCAUUCAACAAAGUGAUUUGACGAUUCACAUGAGAUCUCACACUGGAGAGAAGCCGUUUUCUUGUGAAACAUGUGGGAAACGUUUCUGUAGACGGGUUCAUUUGUUGGAACACAUGAGAACUCACACUGGUGAGAAACCGCAUUUAUGUGACACAUGUGGAAAAAGCUUCAGUGACCGGAGAUAUUUGAAGAUUCACAUGAGAAUUCACACUGGUGAGAAGCCAUAUUCCUGUGAAACAUGUGGGAAACGUUUCAUUCAACGAAGUGUUUUGAUGAUUCACAUGAGAACUCACACUGGAGAGAAGCUGUUUUCUUGUAAAACAUGUGGGAGAAGUUUCAGUUUACGUUGUCAUUUGAAAAUUCACAUGAGAACUCACACUGGUGAGAAGCCGUAUUCUUGUGAAACAUGUGAGAAAUGUUUUUGUCAACGGAAUAAUUUGUUGGAACACAUGAAAACUCACACUGGUGAGAAGCCGCACUCUUGUGAAACGUGUGGAAAAAGAUUCAGUGAACGGAGUUAUUUGAAGAUUCACGUGAGAACUCACACGGGUGAGAAGCCAUUUUCUUGUGAAAUAUGCGUGAAGCGUUUCAUUAGCCGGAGGUAUUUGACGGCUCACAUGAAAACUCACACUGGUGAGAAACCGCAUUUAUGUGAAACAUGUGGAAAAAGCUUCAGUGAACGGGGUCAUUUAAAGACUCACAUGAGGACUCACACUGGUGAGAAGCCAUAUUCCUGUGAAACAUGUGGGAAACGUUUCUGUAGACGGGGUCAUUUGUUGAAACACAUGAGAACUCACACUGGUGACAAAUUCUUCGAAUGUGAAACAUGUGGCAAGAGCUUCCGUGAAAGGACACAUUUGAAGAUUCACGUGAGAACUCACCCUGGUGAGAAGCCAUAUUCCUGUGAAACAUGUGGGAAAAGAUUCAGUCAAUGUUGUAGUUUAAAAAUUCACACGAGAACUCACACUGGUGAAAAGCCAUUUUCUUGUGAAACUUGUGAGAGAAGUUUCAUUACACGUAGCAAUUUGAAAAUUCACAUCAGAACACACACUGGUGAGAAGCCAUAUUUGUGUGAAACAUGUGGGAAACGUUUCAGUCAAUGUAGUAGUUUAAAAAUUCACAUGACAACCCACACUGGUGAAAAGCCAUAUUCUUGUGAAUCAUGUGGAAAAACCUUCAGUAGACGCAAGUAUGUUACGGUUCACAUGAAAACUCACACAGGUUUGAAGCCACGUUCUUGUGGAAUGUUGGAAAAGAUUUCCUUACCCUGA